UACUUUCAUCUCUUCGUAUUCCAUUAUUGACUUUCAGUUUCUCCCCUAGACCCGUCUCUUCCUGGUCAAACAUCUUCUGUUCCAUCUCGGUAGCGUUUAUCUUCUUGCUCUAUUGGGUUGUUUUUGUUUUGUUAGUCGUAGUCUCUUUUAAGCGAAGCUCUGUUGUUGCUUGAGUUCACUGCUAACACUUUGAUAUGGGAUUCGUGGCAUGAUUUUUGCAUCAUCAGAUCCUAUCUGCUUGAGAUCGGUCGGACUUUUCUCUUUUCUUGGGAAAAAUAAAUAAUUCGUUUCUUUUUCUUGUCUUCUGAAGUUUAUUGGGGUUUCAGUUUGUUAUACGGUCAGAAGGCACUGAAAUAUUGGCAAAUCGAGUUUCAUAGAGAAAUAGUGGAAGUUAGCUUGAGAGAUUUAAGUUUGUGGUUGAGUCUUGACAGAGGCUUGUGCAAAUUUUGAGUUCCUGGGGGGCUGACUUUCUGAAAUGAUGUUAGUAUUUGAUGAGAUGGGUCUUUGUGGAGAUAUGGGUUUCUUCUCCGCUCCUAUGGGGGAGUCAGAUGUGGUCCCUGCACAAACUGAACCAGAGGCAACCAUGGAGGAUGAUUAUACCGAUGAGGAGAUUGAUGUUCAUGAGCUUGAAAGGAGAAUGUGGAGGGACAGAAUGCGUCACAAAAGGCUUAAAGAACAAUCUAAGGGUAAGGAGGGAAUUGAUAUAUGUAAGCAGCAUCAGUCGCAAGAGCAGGCAAGGAGGAAGAAGAUGUCCAGGGCUCAAGAUGGGAUCUUGAAAUACAUGUUGAAGAUGAUGGAAGUUUGUAAAGCUCAAGGCUUCGUUUAUGGGAUUAUCCCUGAGAAAGGAAAGCCUGUGACUGGGGCAUCUGACAAUCUUCGAGAAUGGUGGAAGGAUAAGGUCAGGUUUGAUCGGAAUGGUCCAGCUGCUAUAUCCAAGUACCAAGCUGAUAAUUCAAUCACUGGCAAAAAUGAGGGCUGUAAUCCAAUUGGUCCAACUCCUCACACCUUGCAAGAACUACAAGACACCACCCUUGGUUCACUGUUGUCAGCACUCAUGCAACAUUGUGAUCCUCCUCAGAGGCGAUUUCCAUUGGAGAAAGGUGUUUCCCCACCAUGGUGGCCCACCGGAAAUGAGGAAUGGUGGCCUCACUUGGGUUUGCCAAAGGGUCAAGGCCCUCCACCUUACAAGAAGCCUCAUGACCUGAAGAAGGCUUGGAAAGUGGGUGUUCUAACAGCUGUGAUUAAACAUAUGUCCCCAGAUAUUGCCAAGAUUCGAAAGCUUGUGAGGCAAUCGAAGUGCUUGCAGGACAAGAUGACAGCCAAGGAGAGUGCCACAUGGCUUGCAAUCAUCAGCCAGGAGGAGGCCUUGGCUCGAGAGCUGUAUCCUGAAUCCUGCCCCACUUUGUCAUCUGGUGGGGGAAGCAGGUCUUUGGUAAUCAAUGACUGCAAUGAGUAUGAUGUUGAUGGGGUUGAAGAUGAGCCAAACUUUGAUGUCCAAGAGCCUAAACCAGAGAAUUUCACUUCUUCCCAUUUGGGGAUGGAAAGGAUGAGGGAGAGGCUGCCAGUACAGCAACCAUCUUAUCCAAUUAAGGGAGAAGUUGUUACAAACUUUGAUUUUGUUGUUCGGAAAAGGAAGCCAUCAACUGAAAUGGCAAUGGAACACAAGAUCUAUACUUGUGAGUACCUUCAGUGUCCUUACAGCGAACCCCGAUUGGGCUAUCAUGACAGGUCUUCCAGGGAUAAUCACCAAUUGACUUGCCCGUACAGGAACAAUUCUUCAGAAUUUGGAGGGUCCAAUUUUCAUUUGAAUGAUGUAAAACCAGUUAUCUUCCCUCAAACAUUUGCACCGUCCAAGCCAACUGGUCUAUCCUUUAAUUUGGUGCAACCUUCCUUCGAUAUAUCAGGACUUGGAGUUCCAGAAGAUGGACAGAAAAUGAUAAGUGAGCUCAUGUCAAUCUACGAUAACAAUGUCCAAGGCAACCAGAGCAUCACUCCUAGUAAUAAUGCAGCAGUGACAGAAAGUCAAAAUCUGCUUCAGCAAAAAGCUCAACAUCAACAGGACAAUUACUUCCAUGGACAAGGAGUCGUGAUGGAUGGGAACUUGUUUGAAGGAUCCAACAUGACUGAUAAUCAUCAGAUGUUUCUCCGGGAGGAAGGUCAAUUCGACAAGUUUAAGAUAAUGAAUUCUUCAUUCGAGCCCAACCACAACAACAAUAGCUUCCAGUUAAUGUUUGGUACGCCAUUUGAUUUAGGAACCUUCGAUUAUAAAGAAGAUCUACAAGCAGUAGGAAUGGAUAGUCUGCCAAAGCAGGAUUCCUCAAUCUGGUUCUAGUUACAUUGCAAACUUCUCAUCAACAUGGCCUCUUUUUCAGUUGAGAUGUCUCUCUGUAUCCCUCGGUGUUGGGUUCAUACAUUCUAAAUUAGUUAUAUUCUGGAGAUUUUAUUUUAUACACCUUUGGUCUUGAUUAUUAUGUGGUGAAAACUUAGUUUGUCUAAAAGUUGUUGGUAGUUGUAUUAGUUUGUUUGUACCACUAGAAAUAGGAAGUAAGCAAGGGUGAAUUGGGAUUAAUAAAAGGAUUAGAAAGGUCCCAUUCCACAAAAAAAAAAACUUGCCUUACUUUCAUAUAUGAAAUGUCAAAUAAAUAGUGUUGAUCUCCAUUUCUGAAUAUUUAAUAUUUUAUGGGCAGAAGCUAAGUUAUUAUUGGAUGA
Messenger RNA from Mangifera indica (mango), 2709 nucleotides. RefSeq names its product ETHYLENE INSENSITIVE 3-like 1 protein. Bases 476 to 2332 code for a protein of 618 amino acids. NCBI's taxonomy places the organism in Eukaryota, Viridiplantae, Streptophyta, Magnoliopsida, Sapindales, Anacardiaceae. The transcript is spliced from 2 exons. Gene Ontology annotation, molecular function: DNA binding; DNA-binding transcription factor activity. The record is from RefSeq and is a predicted model, not a curated record. Gene Ontology annotation, cellular component: nucleus.